Molecule: messenger RNA, 2745 nt
Organism: Carica papaya (papaya)
Lineage: Eukaryota; Viridiplantae; Streptophyta; Magnoliopsida; Brassicales; Caricaceae
Gene: HTH
Product: Glucose-methanol-choline (GMC) oxidoreductase family protein
Molecular function (GO): flavin adenine dinucleotide binding; oxidoreductase activity, acting on CH-OH group of donors
Source: RefSeq, a predicted model, not a curated record
UCUUAUUUCAUGCAAGAAAGUCAAAUGGGGUUGGAACUAGGGUUUUUAUUGCUCCAUUCAACAGAAAAAUCUCUAGUCACCCCACCCAGUUGAUCAAUCAUGUUCAUCCUCAAGUUGGCCUACACUGGUCUCUGUCUGUUGGAAAAGAAAGUUGAAGGUGUGAUUUGAGGAACCUUUACAAUGAUGCUGGUAGAUGUAGACGAAGCAUGAGUUGUCAUAGAUUACCAGUUUGGACGGGUAAGAUUUAAUCAGAGAAGGUUUGAUCUAACGGCCAAAAGUUCCUACUCCAACUGCUGCAUUCAUGUCGCCAUUAAUGACAUACCAGUUGUAGUAUCAGAAGCUCUUAAAUUCGGUGGAGAGCUUGGUUCCUUGUGGAAAUUAAAGCUACUAGUACAUGUUUAUACAUUCAGAAGUUCUACUGUUGCUGUAUAAUAUAUUCUUCAAAAGUAUAAUUACACAUACAUAUAUACACAUACAUCCGCACUAAUACGCAUAUAAAUCUCUAUCUAGCUAUAGUACAAACUGUAUGUGUAUAUAUUAAGAGUUGUUUACACACAAACCAAGGCCAACCAGUGAAAGCCAGGUAGAGGGUAUUGAAGCAGAGAAGGAGAUUGUUUCUGUGUGCUUUAUCUGCUGCUUAUCAAUGGCUUUUGGUAGGACAGUGAAGCUGCUUCUGUUUAUGGUUCUAUGUCUCCUCACCAUUCUCUCUUCCUCUCAAGGUGAGAAGGAAGUGUACGAAUACAAAUACCCAUUUAUAAAAAGGGCGAGCUCAUUUUCACCAUCAUCAUCAUCAUCAUCGUUCUCGUCAAAAGGUGGAGAUAAUGCAUAUGAUUACAUAAUAGUGGGAGGUGGAACAGCUGGGUGUCCUCUGGCAGCUACUCUCUCGCAAAAUUUCAGUGUGUUAUUGUUGGAGAGAGGAGGUGUUCCAUUCACAAAUGCAAACGUCUCCUUCCUCAAAAACUUCCACAUUGGCUUGGCGGACACUUCACCAACUUCUGCAUCACAAGCCUUUGUCUCUACAGAUGGUGUCAUAAAUGCAAGGGCUAGGGUUUUGGGCGGUGGGUCGAGCAUCAAUGCUGGCUUCUACUCCAGAUCAGGUCAUCGGUUUAUCAAGAGCGUAGGAUGGGACAGAAAGCUAGUAAAUGAGUCAUACCCAUGGGUUGAAAGUCAGAUUGUUUACCAGCCUAAGCUUGCUCUUUGGCAGAAAGCAGUGAGAGAUGGCCUUUUGGAUGUUGGUGUCAGACCUUUCAAUGGAUUCACAUAUGAUCAUAAAUAUGGAACCAAGAUUGGUGGAACCAUCUUUGAUAGGUUUGGUCGGCGUCAUAGUGCUGCUGAGCUACUCAGUUAUGCUAAUCCUCAGAGGCUCACUGUCUUGAUCUAUGCAUCAGUUCAACGAAUUAUCUUUGACACAUCGGGGAAGAGGCCAAGGGCUGUGGGAGCCAUAUUCAAAGAUGAAAAUGGCAAACAGCAUCAAGCAUUGCUAAGGAAUACGCCGGGCAGUGAAGUGAUUUUGUCCUGCGGAGCAAUUGGUACACCUCAGUUGCUGAUGCUAAGCGGCAUUGGACCCAAAAAAGAGCUUGAAAAGUUCAACAUUUCAAUGGUACUUGACAAUGAAUAUGUCGGAAAAGGUAUGGCUGAUAACCCAAUGAACUCGGUUUUCAUCCCCUCUAAACGGCCACUGGAGCAAUCCCUUAUACAAACUGUGGGUAUCACCAAUAAGGGUGUGUACAUUGAAGCAAGCAGCGGAUUUGGGCAGUCCUCUGAAAGCAUUCACUGUCACCAUGGCAUCAUGUCAGCAGAGCUUGGGCAGCUCUCUACCAUUCCUCCCAAACAAAGAACACCUGAGGCAAUUCAAGCUUACAUCAAAGGGAAGAAAGACCUACCACAUGAAGCAUUCAGGGGAGGUUUCAUUCUGGAAAAGGUUGCCAACCCGUUGUCCACAGGUCAUCUCAAGUUGAUCACAACGAAUGUCGAAGAUAACCCUUCGGUCGCCUUCAAUUACUUCAGCCACCCACUUGAUCUUCAACGAUGUGUUGAUGGGAUUCGCCUUGCUGCAAAGAUUGUUCAGUCAGAGCACUUCACAAACUACACACAAUGUGAUAAGCAAACGGUUGAAAGGCUGCUUAACUUGAGUGUCAAGGCAAAUGUUAACUUCAUACCUAGGCAUACCAACGACACCAGAUCCAUAGAGCAGUUCUGCAAAGACACUGUCAUCACAAUUUGGCAUUAUCAUGGCGGGUGUCAUGUAGGCCUAGUUGUCAACCAUGACCUUAAGGUCCUCGGUGUCCCCAGGCUCCGCAUUGUUGAUCCCUCAACGUUUAAGCAGUCACCAGGGACUAAUCCUCAAGCCACUAUAAUGAUGAUGGGCAGGUACAUGGGAGUGAAGAUUUUGAGAGAGAGACUAGGAAAAGCAGCUGGUGUGUGAUUUUAAGGACUACUGGCAGUAUUAGUUUGUAGCAGUAGAAAUGUAAUAUAGUUAGGUUAAUUUUUAGGGAGCACUUUAUAAAAGUAUGUAGAAAUUGGCUUGCCAAGAGAACUCAGUGUCUCCACCGGUUUGUAUUUGUGAUAUAUAUAUAUAUAUUUGUUGUUAUAAACAACUAGUGUCCUUGUUCUUGCUAGGAGAACUCGAAAAAGAAAAUAUUGAUGUAUUAAUUUUACCAUGUUCUAUGUCCUCUGUGAACAUGCAAAGAGAAGGGAGGAGACAUGAGAAGGUUUGACGUCUACUGAGAUGUAUUUUUUGGGGAA